Physella acuta is the source of this 8770-nucleotide messenger RNA. Its product is annotated as ceramide transfer protein. The record is from RefSeq and is a predicted model, not a curated record. Gene Ontology annotation, biological process: ER to Golgi ceramide transport. Gene Ontology annotation, molecular function: lipid binding. Lineage: Eukaryota; Metazoa; Mollusca; Gastropoda; Physidae.
AGGAGCAAAGGGCUGCAGCCAGCUACACCUCUCCUUUGACUCUCAUUCUGAGUCUCCAGUGUUGCCUUUGGCGGCCUACUUUUCUUUUCUCUUGGACGUUCCAACUGUUUUAAUGCUUGCCUCGCCAAGUUUUCCUCUUCUCAGGCCUCACCAGUUUGAUGAGUGCCGCUUUGAUGUAAGUGUCAAUGACAAUGUAUGGUACUUGAGAGCAUCAACACCUGAAGAAAGACAUACCUGGAUAGAUGCUAUAGAAUUACACAAGCAGGCAGACUCAAGUUAUGGAAGUGAAAAUAACUUGCGUCGACAUGGAUCAAUGCUGUCUUUGGCAUCAGGUACCAGCAUUUCCCAGGCCUCAACUUCAUCAUUUAAGCGUGGACGGGGGUUAAAAGAAAAGCUGGCUGAAAUGGAGACUUUCAGGGAUAUUUUGUGUCGUCAAAUUGACACCUUGCAAAGCUAUUUUGACUCUUGUGCAUCUGCUGUUACACAUGGAGCUGUUCAAGAAUUAUCUGAGCAUGAUGAUAUUGAUGACGACCUUGACGUACCACACAGUGCCUCUAAUCAUGAUGUACACCAUCAUCAUCGUCUUGAAGGCCUGAGGGGCAAAGAUCUUGCUUCCAUUCUCCAACAACAUGGAGGACAUGCUGUUGAUUUCAAAGGUGAAGCUUUCACAUUUAAGGCUACCACUGCUGGCAUCAUUGCCACCAUGUCACACUGUAUUGAGCUUAUGGGGCAGCGAGAAGAAGCUUGGAAGAAAAGAUUAGACAGGGAAGUUGAUAAAAGGAAAAAAUUUGAAGAGGCUAACAAAGCUUUAAUAUCUGACAAGACCAAGAAACUAAUAGUAGGAGGACCAGAUUAUGAGGAAGGACCACACUGCUUAAUUCCUGAAGAUGAAUUUUAUGAUGCUGUAGAUGCCACACUAGACAAACUAGAGAAAGAAGAGGAGAAACAAAAAUGGAAUGCAGAAUCUGCAAACAAACCGGACCAUGCAAUAUCAUUAUCACCAUCACAUCAUUUUUAUAAUGAGAUCAAUGAAGUUGUGAGCAAUCACAUGAGGCGCCUUAUGACGGAACAAGUUGAGGACAAGGUUGAUUGGGUUUGUAUUGCUGAUCAAGGGGACCUCAAAGUUUUCAAAAGAGAGUUGGAAGAAAAUGGUGUUCCUAUUGAUCCAAUGAAAGCUGUCUGUACUGUUAAAGGUAUUACAGGUCAUGAAGUUUGUCAGUAUUUUUGGGCUUUUGAUACCAGAAUGGAAUGGGAAGCCACACUAGACUUGAGCCGUGUGGUGGAGUGGUUAUCAGAUGAUACAUUUAUCAGCAACAAUGUGAUUAAACGUGUCUGGCCAGCCUCCCAGAGAGAUGCAUGCUUUUGGUCCCACAUCAGACACAUCUCUAAGCAGAAGGAUGAGGGGCCGGAUUGUUGGAUCGUUGUCAAUUAUUCUUGUGAGCACCCUGAGUGUGCACCUAUCAAGUAUGUUCGCAUCACAAUGAACGUGGCAUUGAUUUGUGAAACUAUCAUUGAGCCCCCAGCUGAUGGCAACAUAACCAGAGAUCAUAUUACUUGUAAAAUAACAUACACUGCUGAUGUCAACCCUGGUGGCUGGGCUCCUGCAUCAGUGCUGAGGGCUGUCUACAAGAGGGAGUAUCCUAAGUUCCUCAGGCGUUUCACAGGCUUUGUUAUAGACAAGACAAAAGAUCAAGCUAUUUUAUUUUAGGUACAGACAAAAGACUAGGAUAAUUUAGUUAGAGACUCAAGACUGGGAUAUUUAGUUGCAGACAAAAGACCUUAUUCUUUAGGUGUAGACAAAAGACAAGGAUAUUUUAGUUACAGACAAAAGACCAGUAUGCUUUAGAUGUAGACAAAAGACUAGGAUAUUUAGUUAAAGACAAAAGACCGUUAGUAGAUGUAAACAAAAGACUUAGAUAUUUUAAGACAAGACCAGAUAUCUUAUUUUAGCACUGUACACAUGUGGUUUUUCUUUUGACUGCAUAUUUUUUUUCUUGGUUAAUUUAUUUUAUAUUCCUUACACUCAUAUUUCAAAAUUCUUUGAAUAAAUGAUAUAAUUGAAUUUGAUACAAAUUAUAUUUUCUGAUUGAAUGGCAAACAAGUACAAUUUAUUUGUUGCAUUUGUUUACUGUAAGCAAUUCGCUGUGAAUGAUUUGGGAAUAUCCUAUUUGUAUGUAGUUGAAUCCAGGGAUUAUAUUUAACAUUUUUGUAAUUUUCUAUGAUUUGUGAUGUAGACAUUUGAUGUGGAACAUUUGAUCAUAUAUUUACACCCAUUAGUUUCUUGACCUUAGGCUAGAAUCAAUUAUUUAUGUUGAAAGUAAUCUUUUUUGUGCCCAUUCUGUAUUUUGCUACAAGUUUAAAAAUGAUUUAUAACUUCAAGAAAGAAUUUGCUUGUUUAUUACAAUAAUGUAGUGAGUAAUUUUUUUAAUGAUCAAAAUUUUUCACUAGAAGAUUGUAAAUGAUUAUUAGAUGUCUUAGCACAUGGGUUCCCAAACUUUUUUGAGUGACGACCCCCUUUUAUAAAAAAGGAGUGACCUGUGGCCCCCAUAGAAUUAAAAAAUCGGAAUUAGUAAGUAAAGUAAUAAACAUCAAAAUAAGAUAUUCUAGUAUAAUUUAAAUUAUUUUUGAUAACUGUUUUAAUGUAAUUGUAAUGCUAUUAACUAGCCACAAAAUUCACAGUUGAGUGUUUGUUAACGCUAACCCCAUGUCAUUCUCAACAUUUAUUUCUUUGUUUUGCUUGUAAUUUGAGAAGUGUUGAAAAUCCACUCUCGCUAAGGAACUAAAAUUCAAAAGGCAAUCAGUGUCAAGUGCCUGCUACUGAAUCAUUAAGCAAAUCCAAGAAUUAUUCUUGUAUUUCAUCGGGAAUGCUAGCAACAUCACAAGGGAAGCAAAUAAUGGGUAAUUGUCAAUGUAGUUUCUCCUUUGUUCAACGCAGGGAAAUAACUCCACAGUUUGUUUUCAAGAGAUUCAAGAUGGCCAGAAAUCUCCUUUUUGAAAUUUUUAUUUAUCUAACAACUAGAUCUAGAUUCAUCUACCACACUGCAGAGUUUCUUAAACAUGGCAAUAUUUCCAAGAUUAAUUUUUCCUCGCUAAUUUAGCAAUUAUGAUGAAAAUUGCCUAGAGAUUAGCAUGAGAUAUUUGCUUCUUUUUCCUGAAGCUUCAGGUUAAGCUUAUGUUGAUGUUUGAAUAUAUCUGCUAGGUAUGCUACUCUCUCCAACCACUCUUUGUCGUUUAAGUAUAUCAAAAGGCCAUGCACUUCCAAGAACAACUUGAUUACAUCUUUCAAUUAAAAAACAUGUGACUCACACAGUUUGGGAACCCAUGACUUAGCAUAUCAAGAAUGCCUAUAUCACAGCCAAUUGUUAUUGUUUUUUUUUCAAAGGGAAUUCCCAUUUAAAAAAAAAUUCCUAAAAGAAUUAUUUAAAUUUAUAUUUGUGAACUCAUAUUGAUGUGUAUUUUUAAUAUUUAAAAAUGCUCUUUUCUAAAAUUGUAACCUUUACAUAAUGUCAAACAACAUGUAUCAGUGUUUAUAUUAAUAUUUCUUAAAUCAAAUUUGAAAAAUUACUGCAAAAAAUAUUGACUGUUCAGUUUUAGGAAUUAUUGUGGUUUGAAAAUUUUCCUUAAUGGAUGCCAAGACAGUAAAGAAGUGUUUUUAUUUGUUUCUUUAAAAUAGAUUUGUUUUUUAAUAUCAUACUUGUGUGUCUUGGUACAUCCUUGGCCAGUGAAGCUUUAGACUGUCAUGUAAUAGUUGGUGUCUCCCAAUUCAUUUGCAGUAUUAUAUUUUUAAAUUUAAUUUAUUCCUUUCAAAUGUUUAAAAUACUUGGUCUCAUUUUGAGACUAUUUUCAACCCUAAUGAAUAAACCUUAUAAAGUCUGUAGUGUCAUGUUCUUGUUAUGCUGGUAGGAAGUUGAACUGCGUUGGUAUAUUUAUGUAGAGAUAAAUAUUGUUCCCUUAUUGUUAGUUUUUUUUUUUGUAUAGAAAUUAUGUGAUAAUUUGAGCAAGAAAGAAUUUGAGUCACAAUUUAUAAAGACAUCUAUUUAUGUUUAGUCAUUUGUUUGUUUCAUCAAACCAUGGUUCAGACUGAGCCUGACAAGUUGAGGCUCACAUGUUUACAUCAACUUAAAUUACCAAAUUACACUCAACAUUUUCAUGCUAUUAGCCACUGGUUUUAAUUGUUACAGUAUCUAAUUUAACAAAAUAUUUUUAAUGUCUUGUUCCUGGUAUAUUUUUUUGUAUUGAUGUCUAAUUAAGCAAAAUAUUUUAAAAGUUUUGUAAUUGAUGUAAUGUUUUUUUAUGUGCUAAAUUUCUUGUAUUUUUACUCUUUUGAUUGCUGUUAUCUUUUCCCACUUAGCAGAAACAUGAAAAUAUUGGUGCCUUUCCAUGUCACUUUGAUUUGACCAUUAUAAACCUUUUAAUGUCUUUAGAUCUAUACAGCCAUGUAUAGACUAAUGAGAUAAUAAUGAAAAGAAAACUAUCAUUUGUAACUACAACUUUUAAUACUUUUAUUAUCUGUUUUACCAUAAGUUCUCAUAAGUGUGUCCGUCUUCUUGGUAUAUAACUAUGACUUAAAUUUAUUUAAAUUAAAAUGUGCAUCUAUAGCAGUGGUCAGUUUUCUAGUCUAUGUAAUAUCUGUUAGAUUCCUGUGAUGUAUUUUAUAUUUAUAUUCUCAAGUCGCAGAGUUCAAAAAAGGCAAAUUCAACAACCAUUUAUUUCUACUGUAGAUUUUUUAAAAAGUGUCCAAGUAAUUUAAAAAGCAUGAGAACUCAUUUCAGCAGAUUUAAAAUUAAGCUUUAUAAAAAAGAUAUUGCAAUGUUUGCAAAGUUAUUAAUAACUUUUUUUGUGUAGGCAAUCUAAGCUAACUUUAAAUGUUAUAUAGUAGUCCUUAAUUAUUUGUGAACUACAAACUACAAUCUAGCUUUGAGUUAAAAGCAAUUGGUUUCUGUGGAGAACAUUUUUUUGAUCAUUUAUUUAUGAAUUUAUAUUUUUAAAAAACUUGAUUUUGUAUAUGAGUGCAUUUUUAAAUAAUUUAGGACUCUAAGACUCUGUCAAAAUUAUUGUUUUCCUUGAGUUAAGGGGUAAAUUUGAUCCAAAGAAUUUUUGUUCCCUUCUGUCAUUCUUUUAUUUUUCCCUGCUUUGAAAAGUUCUAUUUUCACUAUCUUACCAUCCACACGUCCUACUGUAGUGUGGACAAGUGGUGCGACCCCAACAAGACAGUUGACACUGAUCAAAUGUCUUCCCUUGAGGUAUAACAAAUAAGGCAAAUACAGGGAAACUAUUGCCUAAACAAUUUCAAUUCAAUGUAUAUAUUUUUUCUUUUUUAAAAUUCUGAAAUAAUUAUUAAAAUACUUUAAUUGGGUAUAUUGUUGAUGUGAAUUACUUUAUUGGUAUGUUGUUGAAAUGAAUUACUUUCACCUUUUUUCCCCCCACAUUAUUCUCUGUAAAUUGAACACUCACUGUAUUCAUGUUUUCUUAUUUAUAACCUUGGAUUAAGCCAAAUCCUCCUCUUUAAGUGGAAUAAAUAAUGGUACCAUACGAUUGCCUUUAAAAAAUAUCUAUUUACUAAACGGUAUAAAACACUCCAGCAGUUGGCUGAUAUUUUCCUCUGCAGCUAACUUUGUUGUUUUUAAUGUGCUCAAGUCUUUUGUCAGCUUUUUUUUUUCCAUAGGGUUAUUCUUAGAGCUUCUGUCAAACUUGUUUCAUUAUUUAUCUAAGUCAUAACUUAUUGUAAUCCAUCUGAAACAAAAAUUACUUGAAACUUUUUUCUGUCUAUCUGAAACAAAAAAUUAGGCUUUUAACUUCUUUCUGUCCAUUUGAAACAAAUUAGCCUUUAAGAUUUUUUAAUUCUGCCUUCAGUUUAGUCAAGUAAAUUCAGUUCUCUUUUCAUUAUAAUGCAGAGUUACCAAGUUGAUGUUUGAUAUUAAACAAAUCUUGUGGAGUCUGUUCAUUUAUUUUUAAAAAUCCUGGUUAUUAAUAUUUGAAUGUUACUAUGGCAACCUUGCCAGGCAAACAUAAUGAAGUAAAUUGUUAUGUGCUCAACAUUGUGAUUGUAUAGUAAACAUUUGUUUGAUAACUGUACCUACAUACAUCAUAUUGCUAGAAAAAAAAAUCCAACUCAAGGCCUUUUGUACUACAUUAUGAUGAAUGCUCUCCCCUUUUUUGCCUAGUUUGUAAUCAAAGCUUGCUGGCCUACACAUUGUAUGCAGUGAUCAAAAGACUCAAUCCAGAUGACUAUUAUCAAAGUGAUAUCAACCACUGCUCAAUGGAAAUUAUUUUGUACCUGCUUGGGGGUUUCACUUGUUUCUAUAUUUAUAUUUCUUGUACACAAUCUGGGGCAAUAUUCUAGUUUUUGUUUUUUUACAAUUCAAACUCAAUAUUUAAUAUUGGAUGCAUGGUGGCAGUUUUUUUUUAAACAUAUAGUGGUAGAUUUUUUUUACAUGCUAUUGUACAAAACUUGUUCAAUAGACCAGAAAUUGACUUAAAGAAAAACUUGAUAAUGUAAAAUUCUUUGUUGAGUAUUUUUACUUAGGCUUUUCCAUAUACUGCUUCCCUCAGAACCAUUUAGUAAUAAAACAGAUAGUGUUAGUUACUCACAAGCUAUUUUUUUAUUAUCUAAUUAGUAUUAUUAUUUUUUUGAAAAAUAAAAAUUAAUAUAACUUUAUUAGGUCCCUUAUACAUCAAACACAACCAAUGACCAAGUUGCAUAUAUUUGUUAAACUGCAUAUGAUGGUCUUCACACUAUCCAAGGCAGCAGUAAUCUGCUGACCUACGAGAAAACCUACCGUCUCCAUUAUUUCAAGUCCAUGUGCUACAAGCUUAUUUAAGUAGUCCAAGAAAGUAUUCAAAAUUUAAAAUUGGGGCCGUGGGUGGUGUUUCAACAAAAUUUGAGGCUGGGACUGUGGGUGGUGUUUCAACAAAAUUUAAGGCUGGGACUGUAGGUGGUGUUUGAACCUUGCUCUUGUCUGUAACCUUUCCCUGGUGCAUCUUUAAUGUCCAUGUUCACCAAAGUACCUGCAGUAGACUCAAUGGUUCUGUAUGCAGCAGUCAAACACUUGGCUAAACAGCUCUGGCAGAUCAGAGAAACUUCAAUCUGAAGCUUUCAUCAUCAUUCAUUUAUCCUUCGUAGCCCCUGGGGAGCAAAGGGCUGCAAUUACACGUCUCCACCGGACUCAGUUUUGGGCUGCUCCCUUUAUGAUCUGUGCCCACGUCAGCCCAGCUGCCUUUGUCUCGUCUUCUACCGCUCUUCUCCAUGAUCUCUUUGGCCUGCCCACUUUCCUUUUUCCCUGGGGAUUCCAGUCCAUCUCAAGAUGUCCAAUCCAUCCCCCUUUACGGGCCUUGAUAUCCUUACAAACAAAAUACAAAAUAACAGCCAUUGUCUUUAUUUGAUUUUUUUGUUUGGCCAUCUUAUUUUGAGGAUCUGUCGUAAACAUUUACUUGUGAACGACUGUAGCCUAUCUGUAUUUGCUUUUGUAACCGGUCUCAGAGCCAUAGAGCAGCACUGCCCUGACAUUUGUAUUGAAAAUGUUUAUCUUGCUCUGGAGUGACAGGGCUGUACACUUCCAUAUCAGGCGCAGUGACUUGAAGGCACACGACCCUUGGCUUGACAGCCCCUCAUUUCUGGUUCUCUUUGUACCUCAUGGACUUGAGCUUUCUUCUCCAUGUUUGCUAACUAUGUUGAAGCCAGCACAAAGAGCCUGUGAUUUUAGCCUGUCUGAUAUCUCUGCUGCUUCUUUGUCUUCUUCCUGAGAAAUUUCAUCAUAGGUAGCUAAUGAUUUUUUUUAUUACCCUUAGGCCUCCAGCUUUUUUUUAUUGACAUCCUGAUCUUAGAUUACGGACUGGAUGUGGUGGUAACCUUCUCGAUUGUUCUAGAUGCUAGCUAAGCUCACUUAGAUGACCUAUCCUAGAUGCGGUUGAAGGGCAGAAGUGAGCGUGAUGAUGAUGUCACAUCCCAUAGUUAGCCUCACUGCAGCUACCAUUUGUAUUUGUAAUCCCUCAGAACCAUUAUGUUCUAAUUCCAGUUUUUUAAAAUUAUUCACAAGUAUGCUUUAAAGUUUUGUUUUUCUAAACAUUUCUGUAUAAGUAGGCCUACUUGGUGAAAUGGAAUUGUCAAAAUGUUUUUUACCAUGACACUCUGGUGAACAAAAUGGUGUUUAAAUCUCCAACAAAAAAUGGAGUGUAUGCACCCUGGUCUAGGUAAGGGAUACAUUAUUUUUUAAGUGAGCCACACCAUGUAUUGUUUUAUAAAGCAAUAAAUCUACUCUGUUUCUGCUGGGAACUUUUUUCAUGACCAAUUCAUUGGGUUUUUAUUGUCCUUCACCUGCUAACAGUUUAAAAUUGGACUCAAUAAUUGUCAGAUAAAAUGUAACAUAAUUUUUUUUAGAUAAUACCAGUAUUGAAUAUUACAUUAUAUUUGAGUGACUUAAUUUUUUUUUCUGAAAUUAUCGAAUUAUAAAAUUAGACCAUAUUUUUGUUUAUUUUCCUGCAAUAGUAUCUAUUACAUUGUAUUAAAAAAAAUUACUAAAUUUUGAGUAAAAAAAAAUUGUAUUGAAGAUCUAAUUGAAGAAGUUUUGUAUUUCUGGUGCACUAUGUGUACUUAAAUAUCAUAGUAGACUCAAUUGUCACUUAGUAAUAAGCAAACAUCAAUACACGUUUUCACUAGAAGUUGCCAUUGUGAAGGGUGUCUAAAAUGUAAAAAUUGAUUAGGCUAAAAUUGUUUGAAAUUGGCUGUAUAUAUAAUAAAUUAUGAAAUUAUCCAAUAAAUAAAUGUGAACUU